Megachile rotundata (alfalfa leafcutting bee) is the source of this 2432-nucleotide messenger RNA. RefSeq names its product tubulin beta chain. Gene Ontology annotation, cellular component: microtubule. Gene Ontology annotation, biological process: microtubule-based process. Gene Ontology annotation, molecular function: GTPase activity; structural constituent of cytoskeleton; GTP binding. NCBI's taxonomy places the organism in Eukaryota, Metazoa, Arthropoda, Insecta, Hymenoptera, Megachilidae. The record is from RefSeq and is a predicted model, not a curated record.
CUUUGGUCCUGCCCCACGUUACCAAAGAAACACACCGAGAAGGAGGAGAAGACGGAGUGGAUGCCGCUGAGGUACUUGGUGAACGGCAAACCGGGAAAUCGGUCGUCGCAGGCGCCGGAGGAAGCGACUGCCCAGGAGUCUGAAAAUUCGCGAGCGAGUCAGCCAUCGAGCGAGCCACGGAAGGAGGAGGAGGUCGCGGACGCCGACGAAAAGCGCCAGGACACGACGGUCGUGAUCGUCGAACAGAGGAAAACGCAAUGAGACCCGCGACUCGAGCCCGCUUUCCGUAUCGUCGUCAAACUUUUGGUGUUCGCGAUCGCGAGAUCGAUUCGAGACGGGACGGCAGUGCGCGACUUCUCGCGGGAACCGUCGAAGAAACGUAGCGUUUCGCCGUUUCGGUUUUCCAACGGACAAAAUGCGCGGGUAGCGUAAAGAUCGUGGUACGCGGAAAUUCGGCGUCGCCAUGGAGAAUCGAACGUUCGUCUGUUUCUGUUUGUUCGAGACAUUUUCCGAGACGUUCUCGGCGAUACGUGUUCGAGUCGAGGAGCCACGAGCCACCGUACCUCGCCUCGUCCUUCGACGUCCCAUCCACCGACGGACCAUCCUCGCGGUUACGUGAGGAAAUCGAGAAAAUCGUUCGUUGAAUUUUCCACAGUGUUUCCGUUCUCUCCGACCCGAUCGAAAGAUGCGAGAAAUCGUACACAUACAGGCUGGACAAUGCGGCAAUCAGAUCGGUGCCAAGUUCUGGGAGGUGAUUUCGGACGAGCAUGGCAUCGAUCCUACCGGUGAGUAUCACGGAGAUUCGGACCUGCAGCUCGAAAGGAUCAACGUGUACUACAACGAAGCUUCCGGUGGCAAGUACGUGCCGCGCGCCAUCCUCGUGGACUUGGAGCCGGGAACUAUGGACUCCGUACGCUCAGGACCGUUCGGAGAGAUCUUCAGGCCGGACAACUUCGUCUUCGGUCAGUCCGGAGCUGGUAACAACUGGGCUAAGGGACAUUACACCGAGGGUGCCGAGUUGGUCGACUCCGUUCUGGACGUGGUCAGGAAAGAAGCCGAGAGUUGCGACUGUCUGCAGGGAUUUCAGCUGACCCACUCGCUCGGCGGUGGUACCGGUUCCGGGAUGGGUACCCUGUUGAUCUCGAAAAUUCGCGAAGAAUACCCGGACCGAAUAAUGACCACAUUCUCCGUGGUACCGUCUCCGAAGGUAUCCGAUACCGUGGUCGAGCCCUACAACGCGACAUUGUCCGUGCAUCAAUUGGUCGAGAACACCGAUCAAGCUUACUGUAUCGACAACGAGGCCCUCUACGACAUCUGUUUCCGUACCUUGAAACUCAUCACCCCGACUUAUGGAGAUCUGAAUCAUCUGGUGUCGGCCACGAUGUCCGGAGUGACCACCUGCCUAAGAUUUCCAGGACAACUGAACGCGGACCUCAGGAAGCUCGCCGUGAACAUGGUACCAUUUCCGCGAUUGCACUUCUUCAUGCCCGGUUUCGCGCCGCUCACCUCUCGAGGAAGUCAGCAAUAUAGGGCGUUGACGGUUCCGGAGCUCACUCAGCAAAUGUUCGACGCGAAGAAUAUGAUGGCCGCCUGCGACCCUAGACACGGACGAUACUUGACCGUGGCCGCCGUGUUUCGCGGCCGAAUGUCGAUGAAGGAGGUCGACGAGCAAAUGUUGAACAUUCAGAACAAGAAUAGCUCGUACUUCGUCGAGUGGAUUCCGAACAACGUGAAGACGGCCGUCUGCGACAUACCACCGCGCGGUUUGAAAAUGUCCGCCACUUUCAUCGGGAACUCCACGGCCAUUCAGGAGCUGUUCAAGAGAAUUUCCGAGCAGUUCACCGCCAUGUUCAGAAGAAAAGCUUUCCUCCAUUGGUACACGGGCGAGGGCAUGGACGAGAUGGAAUUCACGGAGGCCGAGUCGAACAUGAACGAUCUGGUGUCGGAGUAUCAGCAGUACCAGGAAGCUACCGCGGAGGACGAGGGAGAGUUCGACGAGGAGGAGGAGACGGAGAAGUAACGGGCGCUUCUCUCGCCCUUCUUCGUCGUCACCGUCAUCGUCUAGCCCGUGUUUCGCGUCGAAGAAACCGUAACGACGUACCGAAAAUUUCUCGUGGACGAGAGACGCUAAUACCGUGAACCGUCGGCACCGACUCGAACGAAAGCCUAUUUUCCGAUUCCAUUUAUUAUAACGAACGCUCGCGUUCGGUUUGUAUACCUUUUGUGAUCUUUUUACCAAUGGUUUUUGAUCGAUUUUUAUAUAUAUACAUAUAUAUGUACGCACACACGUAUACAUACGCAGGCACACAUGUUCGUAUAAGAUCGUACGAUAUAAUAUACAUAUGCAUAUAUACACGUAUAUCUAUCUUGUAAGUGUCUAGAAACGUUGUAUUAUCUUUGUUGAACAUUUAAUAGAUACUCCUUACGUCGUA